CCGACUGAUCGGAAUCUCAUUUUGUCUGGACCGUCUGCGGCACAUAAAGUAUAUUUCUGGAAUUUGUUGAAGAAUCGUGUUCUGAGUCAAUUUAGCCUUUGCUUUGUAUAAAACUGAUACAUACUGCACCAAGGAAAAAGAUCUACAACUGCCAUAGAUUUAUGUGUUUGCGAGUUUGAUUGGAUUAAAGUGGUUUUCGUAAACGCAUCACAUCGGAUUGACGCCCUAUAGAGUCAAUUUUGUUUCAUGGUAGAGAUAUGCACAGACUAUGAAGCUGAGCGACUGUUCGUGAAAUGGAAACAAUUUUUGAGGGCGGGAGAAAACUGAGAUCCUAAAAGGAUCCAGUCCGCAAUGUUUCAAAAUACAUAUAACCAGCUAGAGGAGGAGGACGACGAGCAGGCCAAGAGGUUCUAUUGCAAUGAAACAGAAAGGAGGAAGAGGAAGAGGCCGGUCAAGGCAGGAAGUCAGUCCUCCUUCGUUAACGUCUUUCACACGGUCUUGUUGGUGGCGUGGGCUACCAGCAUCUGUCAAGCACAACACGAAGGAUCUGUCGUUGCAUCGUAUCGAACUUAUAAUGACUCUAUUAAUUUUACACACGUUGUUGUGGACUAUCAGACAGGCCGCGUGUACGUUGGCGCCACGAAUUGGCUGUAUCAGUUUAACUCGAGCCUGGAUGUUGAAUUUAACGUGAGAACGGGACCCGUGGAGGACAGCAUUCAGUGCUUCCCCACGGGCUGCUCGGAUCAACAACUGUCCACAGCCAAUAACGUAAACAAAGUGCUAGUCAUUGACCACGAAGCGGGCAUGCUGAUCGCUUGUGGGAGCGUGCAUCAGGGUGCAUGCAGAAGGCAUUCUUUGCAAGAUAUUGGUAACCACGAGAAACUUGUGCCUGUGCCAGUGGCAGCCAACGACGAAAACUCUUCUACUUAUGCCUUUAUCGGCCCCGCACGGUAUUCUGGACUGCUUCCGUCGCGGGUGUUAUACGUUGCAACCACGAAUAGCCGGCUGGGGCCUUACAGGGACGUCGUACCGGCCAUCUGCAGCCGAAGUCUCGAACCUGGCAAAUUGUUCACCAUCAUCGAACGCUCUUUCUCGUCCAUAGCACGUGUAGAUGUGAGUUUUCAUCUACGCGAUUACUAUCUGGUUAACUAUGUGUAUGGAUUCCACUCUGGGGAUUAUGUUUAUUACGCUACUGUACAGCGUAAGUCUCACUUGCGGGCUCUAGAAGAAUGGGGUUACAUUACAAGACUAUCACGAAUUUGUGUGUCUGACGUCGGUUAUGAUACAUAUACAGAAGUAACUUUGCAAUGCAUAGGCGAGGACGGAACGGACUUCAAUCUUUUGCAAGAUGCAAGUGUUGUUCGUGCUGCUGGCGACUUGGCGGCCGAUCUUCGAGUAGAUCCAGGUUCGGAUGUGCUAAUAGGAGUAUUUGCCGCAAGUAAAGAUCAUACGACUCGUCCAUCUGCUUAUUCAGCCGUCUGUGCUUAUUCUUUAUCAGAAAUCGAGCAAAGAUUUACCGAAAAUAUUCAUAUGUGUUACAAUGGAAGUGUUCUAACCAGGGAUAUGGAUUACAUUGCAGGAAGUAUCAACCAAUGCCCAGAGCCUGGGGUAAGUGAUCUUUUAUUUUCUUAA
Stegodyphus dumicola is the source of this 1632-nucleotide messenger RNA. Its product is annotated as plexin-B-like. Gene Ontology annotation, molecular function: semaphorin receptor activity; protein binding. The record is from RefSeq and is a predicted model, not a curated record. Gene Ontology annotation, biological process: motor neuron axon guidance; regulation of cell shape; positive regulation of axonogenesis. Gene Ontology annotation, cellular component: semaphorin receptor complex; plasma membrane. NCBI's taxonomy places the organism in Eukaryota, Metazoa, Arthropoda, Arachnida, Araneae, Eresidae.